Messenger RNA from Rotaria sordida, 1295 nucleotides. The record is from the annotation of a GenBank genome assembly. Lineage: Eukaryota; Metazoa; Rotifera; Eurotatoria; Philodinida; Philodinidae.
GGAUCUGGGUGUGGCUGUGGGGUGUGGAUAUAACUGUUUCUGAACACCCACACACCCACACCCCACCCACACCCACACCCACACCCACACCCACCCACACCACACCCACACCCUCGCCGAAAGUCAGUGAUAUGUUUGUAUAAAAGUUUCGGUGAUCGUAGUUUUCGGCGAUGAAGUACUCAAUCUGCCAAACAACUUAACCUCUCAAACAUGGUAGUUCGGCGAAAACUUACUUCUCUGGCAAAUCGGAUGUGUUGCUGAGAAUUCAUGUUCUGUCUUAGAAAACUAUUUGAUUUUCAGACAUUCAUGCAGUUUCAUGAAAAGCUAUUAAAAUUCUUAUGUGCUCGAAGAGGAAAGACCUGAUCAACCUGUGAUUUUUACUAUAUGUAUAGUGCUCAGAAUAGAAAACUGCAUGCUCGGAGAAAAUAUUUUACAAGAAGAUUUAAGUGUUGUUUUCUAAUACGUCCUGACUUUCAAUAGAACUGUUACUUGUUACACUACAAUCCCAUUCCACUUUCUUUGGUCAAAUCACAAUUUUCAACAUAGAUACCUGCAAAUAUCCUCGUGUAGAAAAACUACUCAGUCAAAUGUUUGACAUGAGUUUUCCUAUUUAUAGCAGUCAGAAAGUCAUCAAUCCAAUAUCGGCUAUGAAUCCUGACUUAUUACGCUUUUGAAAAAGAGAAUAAGUCAAUUGUUCGAAAAAAAAUUCAAUUAUUUCAAAAAAUUUCUUAUAAGCUGUCUCAAAGAAAAUUUUCAGUCAAACUUUGGGAAAAACUUCACGUCAGUUGGCAUGAAUGAAGGUCUAACUCGAUAGAGGGUGGGUGUGAGUGUUGGUGUGGAUGUGGGUGGGUAUGGGUGUGGGUGUGAGUGUUGGUGCGGAUGUGAGUGGGUAUGGGUGUGAGUGUGGGAAUGUGUGCGUGUGUUUUCCCUUUAUUCAUACGCAUACCCCACAACCACACCCAUACCCUAAAGUUAUAUGUUGUUUGUUCGAUCAAACUCCAAAGCAACAACAUAUAAUUGACUCAUUUCGACCGGAUACGAAAUCAAAUAGUUUUCAACGUCCACGAUCUGAAAUGAAUAUUGCAAGUGGUAUUCCGAAGUUUUGUUCAUUGUCUAUAAUUCAAGCCGAUGGAAAUGCUUAUAUUCGAGAUGAUACAAUGUUCAUUAAAAUUAUGAUGGAUUUUGGUGAUUUACCGAAAAACUCAUUACAAUUUAUAUUAGGUCUUAAUCCAGGAUUUCCAAUGAAUAUUCAACAAGCUAUUAUGAAAGAGGAAUCGAAAAAGCAAACUCAAUAA